This is a messenger RNA of Chiroxiphia lanceolata (lance-tailed manakin), 2308 nucleotides long. RefSeq names its product HORMA domain containing 1 (gene HORMAD1). The record is from RefSeq and is a predicted model, not a curated record. The coding region runs from base 258 to 1361 and encodes 367 amino acids. The transcript is spliced from 15 exons. Lineage: Eukaryota; Metazoa; Chordata; Aves; Passeriformes; Pipridae.
GCCUCUCCCGCGGGGUUUGCGCACGGCCCCGCCCCGAGCCCCCGUGAGGGACAGGGCGGGAAAACCGCCCGGCCGCGCCUGAGGGACGAGGCGGGGAGAGGCUGAGGAAAGUCGCUCGGCGCUGCUUGAGGCCUCGGGGGAGGCCUGUGCUGCUGUGGAAAUCAAGGAUCUGAUGCUGGGGGUUAUCAGACAGACUGUCCUGCUCUGUUUGCUGACAAUUCCAGGCUGGUUUGAGCUGGCAGAAGAGUCUCUGCGAAAUGGCAACUGCUCAGAAGCAAAGGAAUUGCACGAGUGCAGUUGUCUUCCCUAAAAAAAUAGCCACGGAGCAGCAGUCCCUGAUGCUGGUGAAGAGGCUCCUGGCAGUGGCCGUGUCCUGCAUCACGUACCUGAGAGGAAUCUUCCCUGAAAGUGCCUAUGGAACGAGAUACAUGGAUGAUGUCUGUGUCAAAAUCCUGAGGGAAGACAAGAACUGCCCUGGCUCCAGCCAGCUGGUGAAAUGGAUGCUGGGGUGCUACGAUGCCUUGCAGAAGAAAUACGUGAGUCCUGCAGCCUCGUUUCAGGGGGGUGGGAAGCUCAGGCAGAUUGUCCUCGCAGUCUACACCCAGCCAGAAGAUCCUCAGACGGUCACCGAGUGUUACCACUUCAAGUUCAAGUACACCCAGCACGGGCCGCUCCUGGAUUUCGGCAGGGAUCCCUGUGGCUCUCCCAUCCCGUGUCUGGACACAAGGAAAGCCAGCAUCCUGCUCAUCCGCAAGAUCUUCGUGCUGAUGCAGAACCUGAGCCCGCUGCCCAGCGACGUCUGCCUCACCAUGAAGCUGCUCUACUACGACGAGGUGACCCCCCCCGAUUACCAACCCCCGGGCUUCAGGGAGGCCAAGUGUGAGGGGCUGGUGUUCAACGAGGAGCCCACCCACCUCAACGUGGGGGAGGUGCCCACCCCCUUCCACCUGCUCAAACUGAAGAUCACCACCGAGAAACAGCGCAUGGAACACGUGGGCAGAGACAUCCUGGAGCAAGGGAAGGGGGAGGAGUCCCUCCAGCCGGGAGGAGAGAUCCAGGACGUGAAUGAGGAUCCUGCCCUGGGUACCAAAGUGGGGGAUGAGAACCACGAGGAUGUUUCAGAAGCUCAAGAAACAAACUCCACCUGUGGAGAGGAAGCUGGAGGGAUCCACACUCCAAAUGUUUCUAAUCCUCAGGUGGAUCAUUUGGCCCAAAAAACGUCUGAGCUGGUUGUGUCGGAGAGCAGGACGAGGAGUGGGAAGAUAUUUCAGAGCUGCCUUGUGCACCAGGCCGAGCUCUCCUCCAGCCAGGACGUUCUGCCCAAGAGGAGGAAGCUCAGCGAGCCCAAGGAGCGCUUUUAGCUGCCAAACCCUCCGGAAUUCUCCUCCCCUCCCCUCCCACGUGCUCGUUCCGUGCUCCUGUUGGUUCCCCGGAGCCGUUCUGCUCCCUCCGCAGUUCCCAGCGUGUUUUCAGGGAAGGGGAGGCCGGGAAUCCCAGCUGGAGAAUUCAGGGGUUGGCUCCGGGCAUGUCCAGGUCCUGAUGGUGAUGGAGCAAAGCUCAUUCCCACGGAGCCUUUGGAACUUACCCUGCCCCCAAACCUGCCCUGUCCUGGAGGUGAUUCCCGGAGCUUUCUGGCUGUUCCCGUGUUUGCUUUUCCUGCCGGGACACUUGGAGGGUUUGAUGAGUUGUUUGUGUUUCUUCCAGACUGAAGGCACCACACUCCGGUGGAAAACCGGCCUUCUCCAUGAGUUUAAUUCCAAAUUCCCUGCCAGAAAAUGCAGGGAUUUCUGCUGCCUUUAAUUCCAAAUUCCCUGCCAGAAAAUGCAGGGAUUUCUGCUGCCUUUAAUUCCAAAUUCCCUGCCAGAAACCAGGAAUUUCUGCUGCCUUUAAUUCCAAAUUCCCUGCCAGAAACCAGGAAUUUCUGCUGCCUUUAAUUCCAGAUUCCCUGCCAGAAAACGCAGGGAUUUCUGCUGCCUUUGACUCCAGAUUCCCUGCCGGAAUGCAGGGGUUUCUCCUGCCCUGUAUCCAUGUGCAAUUCCAAAGUGCAGCUUCUCUUCCAGCGUGUGAGUGUUGGGAGGACCUGGAAGUGCUUGAGCGGUUAAUUAAUUACUGGAAGGACUUACACGGUUAAUUGCAGGAGCUGGAGGCGGUGCCAGUUCCCUUUCCAAGGAAAAGGCGCUAAUUUCCCGGGAAGGGGAGGGAAUGGGAGGGAAGCCUUUCCCCCCCCGCGCAGACGGGGAGAGCUGGAGGUUUCCUGCGGUUGGAGUUUGAAAUUGGGAAUGUCCGUUUGUCGUUCCGUCAUUAAACA